Molecule: messenger RNA, 3612 nt
Organism: Heteronotia binoei (common prickly gecko)
Lineage: Eukaryota; Metazoa; Chordata; Lepidosauria; Squamata; Gekkonidae
Gene: MED17
Product: mediator complex subunit 17
Exons: 12
Coding region: 26-1981 (651 amino acids)
Biological process (GO): regulation of transcription by RNA polymerase II
Cellular component (GO): core mediator complex; mediator complex
Molecular function (GO): transcription coregulator activity
Source: RefSeq, a predicted model, not a curated record
GCGACUCCCUGAGGCGGCGACGACCAUGUCGGGGGUUCCGUCGGUGCGGAUCAGCAUCGAGUCGGCGUGCGAGAAGCAUGUGCAGGAGGUGGGGCUGGACGGGAGCGAGACCUACCUGCAGCCGCUCUCCAUGUCGCAGAACCUGGCCCGCCUGGCGCAGCGCAUCGACUUCAGCCAGGGCAGCUCCGGCUCCGAAGAGGACGAGCCCAGCCCCGGCGGUGGCGGCGGGGGGCGAGAGUGGCCUGGGGCCGCCGCCGAGAAUGACGACGAGGAGGAAGGUUUGGUAAAGUUUCAGCCAUCUCUCUGGCCUUGGGAUUCAGUGAGGAAUAACUUGAGAAGUGCCUUGACUGAGAUGUGCGUGCUCUAUGAUGUCCUCAGCAUCGUCAAAGAUAAAAAGUUUAUGACUCUGGAUCCAGUUGUGCAAGAGUCAGUACCUCAGAAGCAGAAUCCUCAAGUUCUGCAGUUGAUUUCCAAGAAGAAAUCAUUAGCUGGAGCAGCCCAAAUCCUUCUGAAAGGUGCUGAGAGGCUGUCUAAGUCAGUCGCAGAGAACCAGGAAAAUAAGCGGCAGAGAGACUUCAACUCUGAAUUGCUAAGGCUGAGACAGCAUUGGAAGUUGAGGAAGGUGGGAGAUAAAAUCCUUGGAGACUUGAGCUACAAAAGUGCAGGGUCUCUCUUUCCACAUCAUGGCACAUUUGAAGUAAUUAAAAACACAGACAUUGAUCUGGAUAAAAAGAUCCCUGAUGACUACUGUCCUUUGGAUGUCCAGAUCCCCAGUGAUUUAGAAGGAUCAGCCUACAUCAAGGUGUCUAUUCAAAAACAAGCUCCAGAUAUAGGGGAUCUUGGAACAGUAAACUUGUUUAAAAGACAUCUUCCAAAGUCAAAGCCAGGAGCUCCUCAUUGGCAAACCAAACUUGAAACUGCACAGAAUGUCCUGUUAUGUAAAGAAAUCUUUGCCCAGCUCUCUCGAGAAGCUGUGCAGAUUAAAUCUCAAAUUCCGCACAUUGUAGUGAAGAACCAGAUCAUUUCCCAACCAUUCCCAGGCUUACAGCUGUCUAUUUCCUUGUGUCACUCUUCAAAUGACAAGAAAUCCCAAAAAUCUGCUUCUGAGAAGCAAAGUCCAGAGGAUCACCUCUAUGUCCUUGAACAUAAUUUGCACCAGCUGAUCAGGGAGUUUCACAAGCAGACCUUGAGCUCCAACAUGAUGCCUCACCCAGCCAGUGCCCCCUUUGGCCUUAAGAGGAUGAGACUGGCAGGGCCUCAGGCCUUUGACAAAAAUGAAAUCAGCUCCUUGCAACCCAGCGAAGGGCUACUGGAGAAGAUUAUAAAACAGGCGAAGCACAUAUUUCUGAGACGCAGAACUGCCCGGACCAUUGACAGUCUCGCCAGUCGUAUUGAGGAUCCUCAGAUCCAGGCCCACUGGUCCAACAUCAAUGACGUCUAUGAAUCAAGCGUCAAAGUCCUGAUCACCUCCCAGGGUUAUGAGCAGAUAUGCAAGUCCAUUCAGCUGCAACUGAAUAUCGGCAUAGAGCAGAUCAGAGUAGUACAUAGAGAUGGACGAGUUAUUACGUUGUCCCAUCAAGAACAAGAGCUGCAAGAUUUCCUCCUGUCUCAGAUGUCGCAGCAUCAGGUGCAUGCAGUUCAGCAACUGGCCAAAGUGAUGGGGUGGCACAUGCUCAGCUUCAGCAAUCACAUGGGUCUGGGCCCAGUCGAGAGCAUCGGGAAUGCAUCAGCCAUCACUGUGGCAUCGCCAAAUGGAGACUAUGCUAUUUCAGUGCGCAAUGGCCCAGAAAGCGGCAGCAAGAUUAUGGUGCAGUUUCCACGCUGCCAAUGCAAAGAUCUCCCUAAGAGCGACGUGCUGCAGGACAAUAAAUGGAACUACCUUCGGGGCCCCUUCAAAGAGGUUCAGUGGAACAAAAUGGAAGGGCGCAACUUUGUGUGCAAAAUGGAACUCCUUAUGGCCGCUAUGACGCCCUGCUCGUAGGGUGAACGAUAUGCCAAGCAGGACAUUUGUUUUGGGACAAGAUUAGCAAAAGGAAACCAUUGAGGUGCAGCAGGGAUGUUGCAGUUCUGCAUUUUCUUACUUGCUCUUCCUGCUUAUGUGGAUUUUAAAUAGGCAGUAAUCCCCAUGUAUAUAGGACCCUUUCAGUAUCAAAAGUUUGCUUGUGUGUUUUGAUUUUUUCCCGCCAAGUGACAGUUACAAUGAUGUUCCUGCGAUAACCUGUCACACCAUACGGAUCCAAGAUUUUGACGGAAAUUUCAAAUGCGGCUUGUAAAAACAUUGUACAGUUUUCUAGUCUUAAACAGAACCGGCAGCUGAAUCUUCACACAGAACUGGCAGCUGAAUCUUCCUUUUGUGACAUUUAGCACAUUGCUUUGGAUUAUUAUUUUGGAUACUUUUGGGGGGGGGGCGGAUUUUUCUUUUACCAGUGUGAGUGAAUGGCGUACGUAACAUUCACGGCCAGCAGAAGAUUGCAUAAUGGCUAAUUAACAGAUCCUAACUCAAGAUCCUUUUUGCAUUGAGUAUUUCCUGUCUCCACAGCCUUCAGAGGCAUUCAUAUUUAUGUAAAAUUUGCUUUCUGAUAAAAUCAUCUUUGAGGGACACAUCUCAGGUUAAUGGCUUAUAGACUGCAGGAGCUGGCCCACUGGCUGCAGGAAAAUACCACCCUGGGCUCAGAUUCAUGUGACACAUUACAUCUUGCAAACUGUCAUGUAAUGUCCAUGUAGCACUAUAAUCCAGAUGCGGAUGGGGGCCGAGUGAGUGAGAGCAUACCUAAGUACCUCAUUAAAGAAGUCAGACUUUCCACAGGUCAGAAUAGAUAAAUACCUGGUUGUUUUUCUCAUUCACUGUCUUCCAUUCCUACAGCCUGUCUUUCGUUUUUGUAGAACAAAGUAGGCGUCAAAUGGCACCUUUAAAACCAACGGAGUUUUAUUGUGUGCUAGAAGCACACUUCAUCAGACAAUCAGAAAGCUUGCAUUCUGAAUAAAGCUUGGUUGGUCUUAAAGGUGCAGCUUGACUCCUACUUUGUUCUAUUGCUUCAGGCCAACAUGGCUGCUCACUUGGAUAUUUUCCUUUUUAUAGGAUGGUGUAUUACACAGCUGUUGUCCUCGAUGCUUGCUUUUGCUUUACAGGUGGCUUUUUUAGAAUUUUGAAUGGGCUAGGGCAGUAUUUCUACUCUCCGUCGGUUUAUUCAGCCUUCAUUUAUGCAUUAACUUGAGUCAGCCUCAAGAAAUCUCCAUGGUUAGGUGUUUUCUUCCUGUUUCUAUCACGUGUCAGAUACACAGCUCAACUGGUGUAUUCACUUCCCGAUCUUUGAGAGGGCAGACUCUAGAGUUUUGUUCAGUGGCCUCUCUCCAUCUGAUUCUACCUGUUUAAAAGACAUGAUACAGUUGGGUGCCCAAAUCCAUGGAAUUGGAGUAAUUUUGGCCUUUUCAGUUGCCUUAGGCAAAGCAGACUUUUAAUGUACCUCCAAAACACAUGUUGAAGAAUCACCCUUUGCUGUACUGUGUUUUCCUGCUUCUCUGUAAAAAAAUGGUAUGCUCAUUUUGUAUGAAGGGUAUUGAGUUUGUACCCACUUUUUUACACCUGUGGGAAAUAAACAGGAUGUUCAUUUU